GUGCAAACCUCUGGAUCAGAUCAGAGCGCUAUACCUGCCCUUGGGUCCACGCACGACUUGUGUCAGACUUUUUGUGUUUCAUAAUGUGCCAAUAAUUUUGCUUUUUUUCCCCUUUGCGAAUAUCAACUGAUCCGCCGCAAUGAAGAAGAGCCCGCUUAGUUUUCUGGGUCGAAAGAAUCAGUCACUUUUCGACACCAACGUGAAAAUGAAGGACACGGGUAAUAUGGACUUGGUGUUGGGCUCAGGGACCAUCAUUGAAUCUGGGACAGCCAGUGUGAAAGCCCGGCCCACUGUCAAACACUAUUCUUCGUCUGACAGUUUCCAGGCAUUUGCUGUCCCUACACCCACAGUACCCCACUACGCCCCUGCAAUCAAUGGUACAAAGAUCAAUGGAUCAGUGAGUGACGACCAGUCCUCUAACGGGUCGACUAUCUCUGUGACUGACCCGAUUGAGGGCGAGAUCUUCGUACCGGCCCCUCCCUCCAUGGCCCCACCUCCUCCCCCCACUGAGGUCUUCGUGCUCCCCCCUCCAGAGUUUAUGGGUGACCUCAGCACUCUGCAGUGUCCUCCGAUGCCUGGUUCAAAAGCGCCAUCACAGUUUGUCUCUUUGCAAGAAGACAAUUUCACUUUUUUGGCUCCUCCACCCAUGUCGCCACCAAAGCCUCCAUCUACGGGAUCAAACAGUUCACCAGUGCCUAUUUUAAGCUCAGUAGAAACCACGAUCCCUGAGCAUCCCAAAUACGCGCCACCACAACCACCUGCAGAAAAACCAAAAUCCUACAAGAAUCCACCUCCAAAGCCUAUUCGGAUAUCAUCCGUGCAAAAUCUAGACACUCCACCGGAUACACCUGCCCCUCCUCCCCCAGUGCAUACUCCCACGCCGUCCACUUUCAAUCCUCAGUCUCCUGCAAAGCUUUACAAUUCCCCCAAAUCAUCAUUUGUGAACAGUUACGAAGACCCAAGCCCAAAAAUCAAACCUAAAUUGUUCUUUGAAGAUGCAAGAUCUGGGCCAGUUGUUCAAAAUGACACUAAACUACAAACUCAAUCUAUGGAUGUACAAAAAGACAUAAAGUCAGCACUUCCCAAGCCAGUACAAAUUGAGACAACACCAAAGACCUCAUUCCAAAUGACCCCACCCCAAACUACACCACCCAAAAUGGCCCCGCCAAAAAUUCCUCCACUCCAAAUGACCCCACCCCAAACUACACCACCCAAAAUGGCCCCGCCAAAAAUUCCUCCACUCCAAAUGACCUCACCUCAAAGUACGCCACCCAAAAUCACCCCACCCCAAAUUACACUACCCAAAAUCAUCCAACCCAAAAAUAGCCCACCCCAAAUUACCCCAUGCACUUCCCCUCAGUCUAACCCAGAUCGCAAACCACUCACUGCCGCAAGCUUAAAAGAAUUGAACAAGACUCCCAAAAUUACUCCAGUUCAGAAAAUCACCAGUCUAAAACCCGAAAAAUUAGACAAGCCAGACGGAUCUCCAACACUUAAUGGCAAAUAUAGUCCAAUAAUAGAUAACAAGCUGCGUAACAUCAGUGCUCCAAGUACGACAAAGGACACGUCUCCUCUAGCUCUGUUGAUGGCUGCUAAGCAAAGAGACAAACACAAACCAAUCACACAUGAAACUAGCGUAGCAAACCGAAAUUCUUUAUUGUCGACCAAUUCUGGUUCAACCUUGUCAUUAAAUUCAGUGGAACUACAACCAGAGAGUCCAAAGCCUGAACCACUUUAUGCAAUGCCAAAUAAACAACCAAAAGAAGUGAACACUGCACUGUCAUCUGCAAGCCUACUUCUAAACAAGACCGUAGAGCCAGUACCAGGAUCCUCUAGUCUAACUACACCAAAUCUCCCAAAAGUUGAUGAAAGUAAACCUGAUUUGGAUGUGCCUUUCCUUCCUCCUCCACCAGAGUUUGAUGAUUUGGAUGAAAUAGAGCCACCUCCUACUAUGAGACCACCUGAUCUGCCCAAAAUGUCAGCACCAAGCUUUACACCUGUCCCACCACCUCCUCCACCUAAACUACCUGCACAGACGACAAUCGCUACACCUAUCAUACCAACUCCACCCAAACCAGCACCUGCACCCCCACUAGCGCCCCAGCUUCCUCCUCAUAUAUUGGAUACUACUGUUAAAUCCAAGCCACCACCAGUCCUGGCUAAACCCAAACCAGCGCAGGCUCCUCUACCUACUGCAUCUACACCCAACCAAACCACUCUGCUCAACAUCCUCAAAAAGAAGAUGAUGGAGAUGGAUCAAAAAAUAGGUCCUGAUUCGAGUGAACAAGAGUCUAAUUCGGACGACUGGGGUUCACCAGAGGACAAUGAAGUGCCAGUAAUGCCAAAAGUGAAUUUGCCAAAAAAUACAGCAGACAGUAGAUUCGCAUCUCUGGACAUGGGUGAGCUGCAGACCAAAAUGACACAGAAAAAUCAGGAGCCAAACAAAAUCCCUGUUUCAACCAGCAAAGGACCCUCAAGACAACAGUAUGGUAUGACAUUCACCGUUCGACCUGGGAACAAAGAGCCCAUUACGCUGGUCAGUAAAGGCGAGUAAUACUAUACAUAAA
Molecule: messenger RNA, 2567 nt
Organism: Periophthalmus magnuspinnatus
Lineage: Eukaryota; Metazoa; Chordata; Actinopteri; Gobiiformes; Gobiidae
Exons: 5
Coding region: 140-2554 (804 amino acids)
Source: RefSeq, a predicted model, not a curated record